Cyphellophora europaea CBS 101466 is the source of this 1626-nucleotide messenger RNA. RefSeq lists its product as uncharacterized. The transcript has a single exon. The coding region runs from base 1 to 1626 and encodes 541 amino acids. Gene Ontology annotation, cellular component: membrane. Gene Ontology annotation, molecular function: transmembrane transporter activity. Lineage: Eukaryota; Fungi; Ascomycota; Eurotiomycetes; Chaetothyriales; Cyphellophoraceae. The record is from RefSeq and is a predicted model, not a curated record. Gene Ontology annotation, biological process: transmembrane transport.
AUGGAGGACACCAUCACCAAAUCCCCUGCCCCCGGCGAGCCCAACAGCACUGCUGCACAAGAGCAACGCCGUAGUCUGGACAAAUUGAAUGUCAGCGACAAGGAAAAAGACCGCGCCAAAGAGCUCAUUCAGCGAGUUGGCCACCGAGUCGAGUUGACGCCGGAAAACAACAAGCGCGUGUGCCGCAAGAUCGACCUGAGAGUCCUUCCCGUUAUCCUCUUCGUCUAUUUCCUACAGGCCCUCGACAAGGCCACGCUUGCGUAUGCGUCGGUCUUCGGCCUCAUCGAAGACACAAACCUCGUUGGGAACGAGUUCAGCUGGCUUGGGUCUAUCGUCUAUGUCGCCCAACUCGUUGCGCAGCCUCUAGUUGCCUGGUGCUUGGUCAAGCUCCCAUUGGGCAAGUUCCUGGCAACUACAGUCUUGCUCUGGGGAGCGAUCCUAUCCAUCAUGCCUGCCGCGCAUAACUUUGGUGGCCUGAUGGCAACCCGGUUUCUGCUGGGUCUCUUCGAGGCUGGAGUUGCGCCUACUUUUAUCGCAGUCACUCAGAUGUGGUGGCGUCGGCGUGAGCAGCCUGUCCGUCUUGGUGCUUGGUACGCGAUGAACGGCAUCACCAACAUGUUCGGCUCUCUGAUAACAUAUGGCCUCGGCCACAUCGACACCCCGCACCUGAAGAGCUAUCAGAUCAUCUUCCUCUUCUUUGGCCUGAUCACCGUCGCCUACUCCGUCGUGGUGUUCUUCUUCAUGCCCGAUAGUCCGACAAAGACCAAGAUCCUCAACGAGGAAGAAAAGAUCAUUGCCAUCGAAAGACUUCGGCAGAAUCAGCAAGGUAUCGAGAGCUACUCUUGGAAUAUGGCACACGUCCGAGAGGCGGCUCUGGACUUCAAGACUUGGGGUUGGGCAGCUAUGAUGUUCUCCAUAUCGGUCCCUUCUGGGGGUAUUUCCACCUUUGGUCCGCUCAUCAUCCAGUCUUUCGGCUACAACCGCUUCGAGACCAUCCUCUUCAAUAUUCCUUUUGGCGCGGUACAGAUUGUAGCCACCCUCGGUGGCGCGUGGGUUGCAACAAAAAUCCGCAGAAAGGCUCCUGUCCUCAUGUUCUUGAGUCUGCCACCUAUCAUUGGAUGUCUGAUGCUGCUCUUCCUGCCCCGCGGUGCAGGGCACAAAGGACCACUCCUGGUGGCGUACUACCUGAUCUCCGUCUAUCCCGGAAUCACGCCCCUCAUCUAUUCCUGGUCAGCUGGCAAUACAGCUGGCGAGACGAAGAAGAAGACCACCACUGCUGUCCUGUUCAUCGCACAGUCUGCUGGCAAUAUUCUCGGCCCAAAUCUCUACACUCCAGCAGAGAAACCACUCUACCGUCGUGGCUUGAUCUCAAACCUGGUGCUAUUCAUUGUUUUGAUCCUUCUGUACAUCUUACAAUGGGGCUACCUACUUUGGCGCAACAAGAAGCAUGCAUCUCGCCGAACGGCUAUGGGCAAGAAUGCUGAUCGCGUUGACAAGUCGAUGAACAAGGUCACUGAACGCCAAGAGGGCGACGAGAAGCAUGAAGUUGAGGAGGUGGAAUCAGGAGAUAACUCUUUGGACGACCGCACUGAUUUCGAAAACGAGGACUUUAUCUAUACUUACUGA